AUGGCAUCUGCAGGGGAGGACAAGCCACGCACGGUGAUUUUCCCCAUCGAUGGGAGCGAACACUGCGAACGGGCUUUUCAGUGGUAUGUGGAUAAUGCGAAGCGUCCAAACGACAAUGUGAAAUUUAUCAGCGUUAUUGAACCGGUUUACACAAGCCCAGCAUUCGGAAUGGCAAUGGAAACACCACCCUUACCGGAUGUCCAUCGCGUUAUGGAGGAAACUAUUCAAGAAGGAAAGAAAAUAUGCCAAGACAAGAUGAAGAAAGCGAAAUCGCUUAACCUCGAAUCUCAGGCAUUUUUACACGUUGACAGUCGUCCUGGUCCUGCAAUCGUAAAGGCAGUGCAAGAACACGGAGGGAAUUUAGUGGUUAUGGGGAAUCGAGGUAUCGGUGUUGUCCGUCGUACCUUUCUAGGCAGUGUCAGUGACUACGUACUACAUCACGCUCGUGUACCAGUUGUGAUUGUUCCACCACAUGGGGAAGCGACCAAA
Opisthorchis viverrini is the source of this 489-nucleotide messenger RNA. RefSeq lists its product as hypothetical. The transcript has a single exon. The record is from RefSeq and is a predicted model, not a curated record. The annotation marks the transcript as partial. Lineage: Eukaryota; Metazoa; Platyhelminthes; Trematoda; Opisthorchiida; Opisthorchiidae.